GCUCCCGGCUGCCCGGGGAGGAGCGAUGGAGGCGCUGGAGGCGGCGGCGGGGCUCCUGCUGGGGCUCUGCCUCCUGGCCGUCGGCCUGUACUGCUGUUACGUGAAAUAUAUCCACGCCAAGUACGACCACAUCCCCGGCGCCCCGCGGGAGAGCUUUUUAUUUGGCCAUCUGCUGAUCUUGUGGAGAACGCUGAGGAAGCGGGAGUUUAUGCAUGAUCUCUUACUGCAGUGGGCAGAGAAAUAUGGACCUCUUGUACGAUUUAAUGCCUUUCACAGAGUCUCGGUAAUGGUUCUGAGUCCCGAAGGAGUGAAGGAGUUCUUGAUGUCACCACAGUACCCAAAGGAUCGGAUGGUGUACGGUCGUAUGUUCAACACACUUGGUGAGAGGUGUCUCGGGAAUGGCUUGGUAACUGUUUGCAACCAUGAGCAUUGGCACAAGCAGCGGAAGGUGAUGGAUCCAGCUUUCAGCCGAACCUACCUUAUUGGUCUGAUGGAAACUUUUAAUGAAAAAGCAGAGGAGCUGAUGAAGAAGCUAGAGGAAAAGGCAGAUGGAAAAAAAGAGUUUAGCAUGCUGACGAUGAUGAGCCGGGUGACUUUGGAUAUCAUUGCAAAGGUAGCCUUUGGCUUGGAAUUAAACGCACUGAGUGAUGACCAGACGCCUUUCCCGCAUGCUGUGACCAUGAUUUUGGAGGGAAUGACCAAGACGCGCAUCCCCUUCCUGCAGUACAUGUCAGGGAAAGAGAAGCUGGAGGUCAGGGAGAGCGUGAGGCUGCUGCGGCGUGUGGGGAAGGAGUGCAUCGACCAGAGGAGAGAGGCCAUCCAGAACGGGAAGGAAGUCACGCUGGAUAUUCUUACGCAGAUACUGAAAGGAGAUGCUCUGGAGGAAACUAGAGAUGACGAAAACAUUCUGGAUAACUUUAUCACUUUCUUUGUUGCGGGUCAUGAAACCCUUGCCAAUCAGUUGUCAUUUACAGUAAUGGCACUGGGUCAGCAUCCUGAAAUCCUGGAAAGGCUUUAUGCUGAAGUGGAUGAAGUUCUUUGUGCCAAGAGAGACAUUAACCACGAGGAUCUUAGCAAACUCACGUACUUAUCGCAGGUUUUGAAGGAAUCGCUGCGCCUGUACCCACCCGUCCCAGGGACGGUACGCCGGAUGGAGAAGGAGUGUGUCAUCAACGGUGUCAGAAUUCCUGCAAACACAUCGCUCGUUUUCAGCACUUAUGUAAUGGGGAGGAUGGAAAAGUAUUUCAAGGAUCCACUCACUUUCGAUCCAGACCGAUUUAGCAAAGAUGCACCUAAGCCGUAUUACUGCUAUUUUCCAUUCUCUCUGGGCCCCCGAUCCUGCAUCGGGCAGGCGUUUGCACAGAUGGAGGCGAAAGUGGUGAUGGCAAAACUGCUGCAGAGGUUUGAAUUCCAGCUGGUACCAGGGCAGAGUUUUAAACUCUUGGAUGCUGGAACCGUUAGGCCGCUAGAUGGAGUAAUGUGUAAAUUAAAGCCAAGGAGCACUGCAAGAGGCUGCCAGGAGUGACUGCUCAGGAAAGGAGCGUGACACGGUAGUGGUAGCGUUUCUUCUGAUUUUGAAGAUCUUCACACUAAUCAAAGAUUAGAUUUUGCAGGCCCCUUUAGAGUGUUACUAGACUGAAUUUUUUCCUAGCCUUCCUCAUCAUUCACUGAAGAAAACCUUAGGAGAGUCACUCUAGAUAUGUUUGAGCAUCUCUGAUGUGGAAGCGUACCUGGAAUUGCAAAGCCUGUAUUUUCCUGGGGGACUGUUUGGUUCUGACCAGACUUGGAAAAGAAUGUCCUUUCACUGGAGUAUCCCUGGAGCUCCACACGAACCUACACUCAAAUCCCAGCUGAUAGUUUCUACUAAGUUUACUUCCAACACAACAUGGUCUAAGUAAGCCCUUGUUCGGGGAGUUUCCUGUUUACACAAUGACACAAAAAUCAGAGACUGAGGCCACUACUUUUCCCGGUUUCUUCUGCCUCAUUUUUAUUCAGUUUCUCCUACUUUUCUUACAGUAUUAUUCAGAGCACAGAUGCCCAGUCCAUGCUGUUGAAAGGGGCUCUCCUGCUUCCUGCUACCCCUCUCCACAGCCCGUGCCUUUUCCUGAGAUGCUCUUCUUUUGAGGGGGAGGGUAUCUUGCUGGGUUUAUUUUAACUUGGAUCAUUUUCCCCAUCUGGUUUACCACAAAGCUAUACCAACACUUGGGCUAGAUGGUCUAGUAGGUACAGCAGGGUUGGAAGUAAGCGCCUGCAACCAAAUGCUGCUUAAAAUGAUACUGCCGCUGAAGAAAUGCAUCUGCAACUUGAGGCAGCGGCAGGAGGAGAUCCUGUACCCCCUUCUUCCACAGAUGGACCAGAAUUGCUCACUGCAUGCAGGCUUGCAGCCUGGCUCUGCUAGGGAAAAAAAAAAAACAACCAUCGUGUGAAAAUGCCACCUUCUGGAAAUACAUGGAUACCUAACAUGAGUUUGGGCCUUCUCUGUCAUGAAACACAGGGAAUUCAAGACAAUUGGUGCUGCCACUGUUAUUUCUUACCUUUUUGAAUUAAAGGGGCAAGAACCCAGUCUGUACGCCGUCAAGUUCCCAUGGUGGUUUCCAUACCAGGAGCUUUCCCUGGCUCUGCCCCUGUUGUGCAGAGUCUCAUUCAGUGCAGCAGUGGGACAGCAGGCCGAUAAGGUUGAUGUGGUUUUUGAUAUCAUAAGCAAUGUCAUACUAACUCUGUAUGUACUAACAUACAUAGAGGUACCAAUACCUGUACUGCUAGGGAGAGUUUAGUCCAGCUAUCAGUAGGUAAGCUCUCCAGUCCCUUGUGCUGGAGAUCUGCUUAUAUCCUCCUCGACAUCAAUAAAAUCUCAUUGGAAAACUGA
Molecule: messenger RNA, 2866 nt
Organism: Grus americana (Whooping crane)
Lineage: Eukaryota; Metazoa; Chordata; Aves; Gruiformes; Gruidae
Product: cholesterol 24-hydroxylase
Exons: 15
Coding region: 26-1525 (499 amino acids)
Biological process (GO): cholesterol catabolic process
Molecular function (GO): iron ion binding; cholesterol 24-hydroxylase activity; heme binding
Source: RefSeq, a predicted model, not a curated record